AUGGGAAUGGGUACACGGGUUGACGUCAGCGGGCAAGCGAGGCGGGCCCGCGGCUGCCUUGGAAGUUUUUGGCAUAAUCGCUGGAACUGUAGCGGAAGGCCGACGCCGUCGGAUCCCAGGAGCUUCCGGCGGAGCACGGCGGCGGCCUUGUACAGCACGUGGCGCCAACUGCCCCUGCUGUGGCUGCCGAGGGCGGCGGCCUCCUGCUCGUUCAUCUCCAGAUCCGCCGCGAAGGUCGGCUUCCGGGAGAGGAUCCAGCCCCACCCCCGCUCCCACCACCCCCGGAUCGAGCUGCCGGCGGCUGCCGACAUCGACUUGGACCGCCGCAGCGCCGCCCAAGCGGAGGCGGACGAAGGCGGCUGGAUCUUGAGGUUGAGCGACGCGGAGGAAAGGCGCCUCCGGAUCCCGGCGCCGCCGCCGUCACCUGACUGGCCGUGGGAGACCGGGAGCGACUGCCUCCUGUCACCAAGCGCCUGGAAAACCGCGCUCAUGAUCGGACGAUCUAUCGAUCUCCCUUCAGAAAAUUACUGA
Messenger RNA from Striga asiatica, 531 nucleotides. The record is from the annotation of a GenBank genome assembly. NCBI's taxonomy places the organism in Eukaryota, Viridiplantae, Streptophyta, Magnoliopsida, Lamiales, Orobanchaceae.